Messenger RNA from Sclerotinia sclerotiorum 1980 UF-70, 1965 nucleotides. RefSeq lists its product as hypothetical. The coding region runs from base 1 to 1965 and encodes 654 amino acids. The record is from RefSeq and is a predicted model, not a curated record. The transcript has 2 exons. NCBI's taxonomy places the organism in Eukaryota, Fungi, Ascomycota, Leotiomycetes, Helotiales, Sclerotiniaceae.
AUGAUAAAUCCAAGUGUCUUAGACCUUACUUUAGCCACAGAUUCAGUAUCUCCCUAUAUCACUGAUUGGCAAGUCCUCCCUGAUCUUGGAUCAGACCACUUAAGCAUUCUCUUUGAAGUAAAGGGCACUUUAUCCCGUACAACGAAUAUAGCUCAGCCAGCAAGAUUCAACACAAAACUUGCGGAUUGGGAAAAAUUCGCGAAUACCCUCAAAUCGAAAAUAUCGAUAUCAACCACCUUAAAUUCGAGUGAAUACCUUAAUAUUGCUACCUCAGAAUCCAACUCUCUUGAUUCCCUUCUCGACAAGAGCCAAUACAUACAAGUAUUGGAUGAUGCUGCAAAAGAAUUCACCCAAAUAAUCACUUAUUCGGCUGAAACCAGUAUACCGAGAAUCAAGUCCACAAAAAGAGCUAAACCCUGGUGGUCCCCAGAGCUGAAAGCCCUUCGAAAACGACUCUCUAAUGCAUUUGAGAACGCCAAACUUUACCCGGAAGACGAUAUGUUCAAGAAAAUCUAUCAAUCGACCCUAUUUUCUCCUCCUCCAUUCACCCCACCGCCCAAUUGGGAAAGCUAUAAACAAUCUAAGAAAUGGGAAUGGCCUGAUCUCACAGAGAGCGAACUCCUAAACGCGUGCUCUGCAAAAAUCAAAGGAAAGACCCCUGGCCCCGAUGGGAUCACUCAAGAUAUCAUUAUUCAAGCGUACAAAGCAAUACCAAAAGCAUUCUUCACCCUCUUCAGUCAUCUUAUCAACCUUGGUUACCAUCCUUCUUGCUGGAAACAAGCCACUGGAGCGAUACUCAAGAAACCUUCAAAACCAGACUACUCGGCCCCAAAAGCUUAUAGAGUUAUCGCCCUACUAAAUUGCCUUGGCAAAAUAAGUGAAAGAAUUCUAGCUCAAAGGCUUAGCUACUUAGCGGAGACUACGCAAUUACUUCAUUACUCUCAAAUGGGUGGAAGACAAAAGAAAUCAGCCAUCGACACAGCAAUCUUACUCACUACCGAAAUCGAAAGAAAUUCAAGAUCCAAGAAGAAAACCUCAACUCUCUUCCUGGAUGUUAAAGGCGCCUUUGAUCAUGUAUCUAUGAACAAAUUAUUAGAUAUCUGCAAGAACCUAAACCUCCCAACCAGCCUAAUCGCCUGGAUCUCAUCUUUUUUGAAGGAAAGGCUACUCAAGCUCUCAUUCGAUGGCCAAAUUGAAACCUUCAAACCGCUCAAUACCGGGAUCCCCCAAGGCAGCCCUAUUUCGCCAAUCCUCUUCUUAAUUUAUAUUCGAGAUCUAUUCUCAGCAAAUUCGAUCAAAUAUCUCUCAUAUAUAGAUGAUAUAGCUUUAACAACAUUUUCAACAUCCUGGAAAAAGAACAUCAUCUCUCUCGAAAGAGCAACUAAACAGAUAUAUGCUCUAGGCAAAGAAAAUGCUAUUCAAUUUGAUCUAGCGAAGACAGAACUAAUACACUUCUCUACAUCCAAAGAUACGAAGACAGCCUCAAUCAAGCUUCCGAACGAGGAGAUAAUUCAACCCUCAACACUAGUCAGAUGGCUAGGCAUAUGGUUCGACCCUGGCCUCAGUUUCAAACAACAUGUCACAAUCCGAGCUACCCAGGCUAAAACCUCAUUCUACCGAAUGGCUAGACUUGCUAAUUCUGAAAAAGGCCUUAGUCCCAAGGCAAUGAGACAGCUCUAUAUGGCAUGCGUCACCAGCAUAGCUGACUACGGUUCAAUUUUAUGGUGGAAAGGGCAAAACCAAUUCAAGAAAAUCCUUCAAUCCUUGCAAAACCUCGCCCUUCGAAAAAUUCUAGGAGUAUUCAAAACCUCACCAAUAAAACCAAUGGAAAUAGAAGCCGCAUUGUGCCCUCCAGAAGUACGGCUAAAUGCUGGAAUCAAACAAUACGCAUUUAGAUUAUUGAAAAUCUCGCCUUCUCAUCCUGUUGGGUUUCUUAAGACCAGAAAGAGUAUCAGAUUGAAUUGA